UCUUCCCUGACAAUCUGAGUUUUUCUCGACGGUUCAUAGCUCAAUGUGCGAGUGAUGUGGGCUAUUGGCAAGAUGCACCAGUUGUACCUGGUUGGGCAUUCCAUAAUCUAACGCCAAAAAAAUUAACCUAGGCCUUUUUGUGGUCCUUCGCACAAUCUAUACAAGUGCAUUGAGACUUGGCUAAAACCCGACCCCUCGGAUCCACCUGGGUAUCCACAAUCGCGACUAUGAAAUAUUAUUGGUCAUGAGCUAUUAUGAUUCAUAAUUAAUCAUCCCCCGCGUCUUCAGCGGCGUUGGAUUUAUAUAUCGCGAUAGUAACAGGCAGUCCUUUGGAAGCACUAACAUCGUGCAUCAUGGAUGCCUUACCUGUCAAGCUGGACUUCCUGGGUCAGCUACCUGCCCUCAAGCUCUACACACAGAUUUGCCUUUGCUUUCCUUUCGAUGUCUCAUCUCACGACAAGGUAGUCCAGACCCUGCAAAAAGGCCUCGAAACACUGUCCAUCAAUUUCCCAUGGGUAGCAGGUCAGAUAGUCAGUGAAGGCAGCAGCCAUGGCAAUUCUGGCACGUUUAAGAUCAAAGCACUUGGGAAGACUCCGCCACUGGUCGUGAAAGACUUUCGUCAUGAUGCCAACGUACCGACCAUGGAUGACUUGAGGCACGCCAAUUUUCCCUUUCGGAUGUUAGACGAGAACAUCAUUGCUCCUCGAAAAACUUUGCCAAGCCCUGGUGAAGAUACUAUCUCACCAGCCUUUCUUGUCCAGGCUACUUUCAUUCACGGUGGCUUAAUCCUCACUCUGGUUGGCCAUCAUAACACAAUGGACAUGACUGGUCAGGGGCAGGUUAUCCACCUGCUCUCGAAAGCGUGCCGUGGAGACACAUAUACAGAUUUAGAGCUAGAGUCCGGGAACCUGGUGGAAGGUCACCUGGUCCCCCUUCUAGAUGGCUCGUAUGGACCCGGGCCAGAACUCGACCGUCAAAUAAUUAGGCCGGGACCUCAGCAACCAUCUGUGCCUCCCCCAAAGUCUACCUGGUCAUAUUUUUCGUUCGACAAAACCUCGCUCGCUAGACUGAAAUUGCUUGCUGAACAGUCGAAGACCUCUGAAUUCAUAUCGACAGAUGAUGCACUAAGCGCCUUCGUUUGGCAAUCGGUGCUUCGCGCCCGCCUGAAGCGGCUCUCACCGUCUCAUAGCACCAUGUUUGGUCGUGCUGUUGACGUGCGGAAAUACUUUGGCAUCCCUCCGACAUACACUGGUCUCAUGCAAAACAUGGUAUACCACACCGAUACAGUACACGGUCUACUCGACACACCUCUAGGCGUCAUUGCCUCACAGCUCAGAACGGCAAUAGACCCGCAGACAUCUUCUUUACGAUCUCACACCCGCGCGCUGGCAACAUACAUUGAGCAUGCGUUGGACAAAUCGUGCAUCUCCUUUGGAGCCAGUUUUAAUCCGUCGACAGAUAUUAUGAUUAGCUCGUGGGCAAGUGUGAACUGCUAUGAUUUGGAUUUCGGAUUCGGCCUUGGAACACCAGAGGCUGUGCGAAGACCCCAGUUCACUCCGGUUGAAGGUUUGAUUUAUUUCAUGCCCAAGAGGCCCGAUGGCGAGAUUUCAGUUGCUGUCUCAUUGCGGGAGGAAGAUAUGGCGCGGUUAGCGGCAGAUGAAGAGUUUAAGAAGUUUGGCGAAUACGUUCAUUAGACGAUAAACCUAAGGAUUAUACAGGUGCAUGAGCAUUGUAUCAGUUACUAAUAGCAAAGACACUUAUGGUCUUCUAUUUGUGUGAAUGGGC
This is a messenger RNA of Aspergillus pseudonomiae, 1785 nucleotides long. RefSeq names its product transferase family-domain-containing protein. The record is from RefSeq and is a predicted model, not a curated record. Bases 354 to 1694 code for a protein of 446 amino acids. The transcript has a single exon. Lineage: Eukaryota; Fungi; Ascomycota; Eurotiomycetes; Eurotiales; Aspergillaceae.